Molecule: messenger RNA, 904 nt
Organism: Neolamprologus brichardi
Lineage: Eukaryota; Metazoa; Chordata; Actinopteri; Cichliformes; Cichlidae
Product: pro-opiomelanocortin-like
Biological process (GO): neuropeptide signaling pathway
Cellular component (GO): extracellular region
Molecular function (GO): neuropeptide hormone activity
Source: RefSeq, a predicted model, not a curated record
GAGAGCAACAGCUAAAAACCUCCAUCCAGCGGCCGAGUGACGGGAAAACACCAGCAAUAAGAGGACGAAGAGGUGCAGAAAAGUGUGUGGAGGAUGUGUCCUAUGUGGCUUUUGGUGGCAUUAGUGGUAGUGGGCGGGGCCAGAGAAGUAGUCAGCCAGUGCUGGGAGCAUCCGAGCUGCCAGGAGCUCAGCUCUGAGAGCAACAUAAUGGAGUGCAUCCAGCUCUGUCACUCUGACCUCACCGCCGAGACCCCCGUCAUCCCCGGCAACGCCCACCUCCAGCCCGCUGUCCCAUCAGACGCCUCCUCACUUUCUUCUCAGGCCAAGCGCUCCUACUCAAUGGAGCACUUCCGCUGGGGGAAGCCCGUUGGCCGAAAACGCCGCCCCAUCAAAGUGUACACCUCCAACGGCGUGGCGGAGGAGUCUGCUGAAGUUUUCCCCGAAGAGAUGAGGAGACGAGAGCUCACCAAUCAGCUGCUGGCAGAGGAAGGAGAGAAGGCUCAGGAGAUGGUCAAGGAGGCGGAGGAGGAGCAGCAGCUCCUGAACGGGGUGCAGGAGAAGAAAGACGGCUUGUAUAAGAUGAAGCACUUCCGCUGGAGCAGCCCCCCAACCAGCAAACGCUACGGUGGCUUCAUGAAGAGCUGGGAUGAGCGCAGCCAGAGGCCACUGCUGACGCUCUUCAAGAACGUCAUCAACAAAGAAGGACAGCAGCAGAAGUGAGGCCAGACGAGAAGAGGAUGAGGCAGCGGAGAGAGGAGUGACAGGAGGAGGAAACGUUUUCCAAGGCAAUCAGGCACCAAAGAGUUCCCAUUAACAGAGUGACCAAUAAAAAAGCUCUGAAACUGCCAUCUGUUACAUGAUCCUGAUUGAGUGAUGGAGAGAGGAAGAGUCUGAGAAAGAUGUU